AUAUUUUUCAUAUAGACAUGUGGUUUAACUGAUCUGUGCAGCUUCAACGUGAUGCUGUAUUUCAAGCCUGAGUAAUGUGAUUCAGCUCUACAGCAUGGAAGAAGGGAGGAAAACGAUGUUCUCCCGCAACCGCUGCAAUGGACAGGAUGGCACAGGUGUCCCUCAAUAUCCCCGACCCAAAAAGAAAACUUCAGCGCCAAAGAGAAGGCAGCCUAAUCCCAAAGUUGCUCUGGUGUUGCGCGGGAAAAUUCAUCGUUUCUUGCAGGGAUCUGCAGAUCAUUCUGUCCAGCCUUCAGGUCUUUACUGUGCUGGAAUUGAAGAAGAGGAUGAAGAGGGGGAAGAGGAUGUUGAAAAGCUGCAGAGCUACUACAGGAGAGGAUUAGCUUCAGCAGAGGUCUGCUGCUCACCUCAGGUGCCAAAUGGACAUGGGCUGGGAGUGGUUUCUGGGGCAGCUUGUGUUGGGGAAGUGGAGCUAAAUCGAGAAGGAGGCAUCAGAAUUCCUUGCACUUUGCAGCACAACAGUAAUUCUACAGUAGCUCAAAACCAAAUGACCCAAGAUGUAAAUGGGACUACGCUUUUGUCUGGUAGAGGACUUGAUGGUGAGCCUGAAAGACAGACGGAGACUUUGCUGUGCAGGUUAAAUAUGGCGAUGCUGGAUGAAGUUGUGGAGGGGAAUAAUGAAGACUAUAAAGAGGAAGAAUCAAGUGCUAUCGUUGAGCACAUUCUGAAGGAAUUGAGAGGGAUCAAUAAAAUUCAAGAGGAGAUUUCAGACUUGAGGGAGUACCUGUCAUCUGUUCAUGGCUCUGUCGAGGAGGUCUCUAGCUGUGUAGAUGCUGUCCUAAUGGAGAUCGAAUGCAUGCGUUCUGGAAACAAAUCUGGUGUCAAUACUUGGCCAGGAGCAAUGAGUGGCACUGAGGGUCACUCCCUCCAUACACACAAAUCAGAUAACACUGUUAGUAUAGGCUGCUACACUGUUGAAUCCUCAAAUAGCUGUGGUGAUAUACUCUCAGAAUAUCAAGUCGUAGAUAGGAAGCACAAAGAGGCACCAAGGCAGUCAGCUUUCACUAGUGUUGAGACUUCAAACCACAAUGAACAUCAUCCUUUUAUACAAGAAGCAUCUAAUCAAAGGUCUGAUGUAUCUCAAGGUGCAAGGAGAAGGAAGCUUAGCUUCGGUUACCUUGAGCGCCAGGAUGGACAGGACUGUCCGAGCACCAGUUCUCUGUCUUCGGGUCAGAGUUCCAAGUCUGAAUCUGAUCCAGAAAAACCCAACUUUGGACAUGGCAAAGCAGGGGGUGAAAGUCAGACCUGGAACCCAGUGGCUUUAAAACAUAGUGGGAGCGGAGAUAUCUGUUGGAGUGAAGAUGAUUCUUGCUCCAGACAAGGCAGUUUUGAAGAGGCAGAGUGCUGCAUGGGUGAAGUGGGCAGCUGGGACCCAUCAAGAGCUGUAAGUACUUGUAAGAUGGGCACCUCGGAUCAAAUUUCCAUAGUAUCUGGUAAACACUACAACUCUCCUGUUAGCAAUAGAGGAGAUUGGAAGCUGUAUGAUGCAGAAAUGCUGCCUGAAGAACCUGGUUUGGGCUGCCACAAUUGCAAUGCACAUGCUAAAUGUCCUCAGAGCUCUGUUGAUCAGAAUUGUGCGUCGUCUUGUGAAAAUUGUGUAGUUCCAUUUAAAAGCAAGUCAACAGAAAGUGUGAUUGUUGAGCCAUCCAGAAACCUUCUAUAUGAAGGUACAUCACUCUGUAAUCAAAAUGUCCCUGACUGGAAGCCAGGCUCUGCUGAUGACAGUAAUGUGACGUUUAAUGUGAAAAAGUUUGGUAGAGCAGUUCUUGAUUUCAAAACUGCCUUGCGAGGAGCUCUGAAGAAGAUGGAUGGAGCUAGUGCUACUACGCCUGGUGAAAGGGUCGAUACACAGAUCUCCCCACGUGAGGAACCACAAGGAAUGGUAAAUACUGAGACCCCAAAUUUAGACAUGCCUCAAACAGAGAUGGAGACUACACAAAUAGAAACAAAUUAUUCUGAGCAGCCUCAAGCCAUCGUUACAGAAAAAGGUUUCAUAGAGAUACCUCAAUGCAUCUCCACCAAAGCAAAACCUGAAUUGCCUGAACAUUCAGAACAUCCAAGUUCUCCAGGGUUGGACUCAUCCACCAGUAAUGCAUCAGAUGCUACAUCUGGACAUCCAACCAAUGCUCAGUUACCACAGUGUUUCUCUACAGACAUUAUCCCAGACUCUUUUUCUCCUGAGAAUCUAGCAGUAGAAGAGGAGCAAAGAACACUGGCAGGGGAAACGCAGCCUCCCACUGAGUCCUCUACAGAAGGAAGUAGUGAAGCAGAGCUUAGUCAGCGGGAUGCACGUCGUCUGAAGUGCCUCAGAAGUUUCCAGCAGAUCCUAAGGGAGAAGAGAGAGUCCAGAAGACAACUCAGUAUAGGGACCAUGUCAACAUUUUCUGAAGAUGAUUUGAACCCAGAUGGAAGCCAGGAUGAAGAUCAGAAUAUCAAUGGAGACUAUAACAAACAUCCGUGGGCCAAAGCUGGGGGAGGAGGAAUAUUUGGCAUUGAUAGCAUGCCUGACCUUAGGAAGAAGAAGCCUAUCCCCUUGGUUAGCGAUGUGGCCAUGUCUCUUGUGCAGUCCAGGAAAGCAGGGAUCUCUCAUGCAUUAGCUGCACGCUCUUCACUGAAGGACGAAGAACUGAAGAAUCACGUGUACAAGAAGACCCUCCAGGCUCUGAUUUACCCUAUUUCUUGCACGACACCCCAUAACUUUGAAGUGUGGACGGCCACCACGCCUACCUACUGCUACGAGUGUGAGGGUUUGUUGUGGGGCAUCGCACGGCAGGGCAUGCGCUGCUCAGAGUGUGGAGUCAAAUGCCACGAAAAAUGCCAGGAGCUUUUCAACGCAGACUGUUUACAGAGAGCUGCUGAGAAGAGCUCCAAAACCGGAGCAGAGGACAGAACCCAGCACAUCAUAUCAGCCAUGAAGGACCGCAUGAAGAUCCGAGAGAGGAACAGGCCUGAAAUCUUUGAAAUGAUAAGGCUUGUGUUCAAUAUGACUAAACUGAACCAUGCUCAACAGAUGAAGGCCAUCAAACAGACUGUGCUUGACGGAACAUCAAAGUGGUCUGCCAAAAUCUCCAUCACGGUGGUGAGCGCUCAGGGCCUGCAGGCUAAAGACAGAACUGGUUCCAGUGAUCCGUAUGUGACCGUUCAAGUUGGCAAGACUAAGAAGAGAACCAAAACCAUCUACGGUAACCUUAACCCUGUGUGGGAGGAGACGUUCAAUUUUGAGUGUCACAAUUCAUCUGACCGCAUUAAACUGCGUGUGUGGGAUGAAGAUGACGAUAUAAAGUCUCGUGUGAAGCAGCGUCUGAAGAGAGAAUCUGAUGACUUUUUGGGUCAGAGCAUAAUUGAGGUCCGAACCCUCAGCGGAGAAAUGGAUGUCUGGUACAACCUCGAAAAACGCACAGACAAGUCAGCGGUAUCAGGGGCCAUCAGACUGCAGAUAAGUGUGGAAAUUAAAGGGGAAGAGAAAGUGGCCCCUUAUCAUGUUCAGUACACAUGUUUGCACGAGAAUAUUUUUCACUUUGUGACAGACGUUGAAGGACAAGGUGUGGUGAAGUUGCCCACGGCACGAGGAGAUGAUGCCUGGAAGGUCUACUUUGAUGAGCUUGCUCAGGAUAUUGUAGACGAAUUUGCCAUGCGCUACGGAAUAGAAUCCAUCUAUCAGGCCAUGACGCAUUUUGCAUGUCUUUCCUAUAAAUACAUGCUGUCUGGUAUUCCUGCGGUAAUGAGCACACUCCUGGCCAACAUCAACGCAUUCUACGCUCAUCCCACCUCAGUCACCAACGUCUCCGCCUGUGACCGCUUCACUGCCUCCAACUUUGGGAAAGAUCGCUUUGUUAGACUGCUGGAUCAGCUCCAUAACUCUCUCCGAAUUGACCUGUCAACAUACAGAAAUAAUUUUCCAGCCAGCAGUAAACCACGUCUAGCAGAUCUCAAAUCCACUGUGGAUUUGCUGACCAGCAUUACAUUCUUCAGACUGAAGGUUCUGGAGCUGCAGUCUCCCCCGCGUGCCGCCCAUGUGGUCAGGGACUGUGUGAAAGCAUGCCUCAACUCCACAUAUGAGUACAUCUUUAACAACUGCCAGGAGCUGUACAACAGACAGUUCCAGCCGGCCGUGGAGCCUAAACCACAAGAAAAGAAAGAGGGAGAAGAGGGUGAAGAAGAGGAAGAAAAGAAGGAUGAGAAGGAGGAGGAGAAUGCUGCUGUAGAGGAACCAGGACCAAGCAUACAGAAUUUGGACUUUUGGCCCAAACUCAUCACCUUAAUAGUUUCCAUCAUAGAGGAGGACAGGAACUCCUACAGCUCGAUCAUAAAUCAGUUUCCUCAAGAGCUGAAUGUGGGGAAUGUCAGUGCUGAGGUCAUGUGGACACUUUUUGCUCAGGACAUGAAGUAUGCACUGGAAGUUCUUUAUCAUAUCGUCUACAAACAUGGGAAGCAUGCACCUGCCACAUUCCAUAUUCGCAGACUUGAUUUUUAUGCUGAGCAUGAGAAGCUGAGGUUGUGUAAAAGUGCGGACUACAUGAAUCUGCAUUUCAAAGUCAAAUGGCUCUACAACGAAUACGUCCAUGACCUGCCCGCCUUCUCCAACACCGUCCCAGAGUACCCAUCGUGGUUUCUGCCAUUUGUUCUCCAGUGGCUGGCUGAGAAUGAGGAAGUGUCGAUGGAGUUUAUGCAUGGAGCCCUUGAGAGGGAUAAAAGAGAGGGGUUCCAGCAGACAUCUGAGCAUGCUCUGUUCUCCUGUUCGGUCGUGGACAUCUUCACUCAGCUCAACCAAAGCUUUGAAAUCAUUAAGAAACUAGACUGUCCUGAUCCUGCGGUGGUUGCCCAGUACAAUCGACGAUUUGCCAAGACUAUCACCAAAGUGCUUCUGCAGUAUUGUGCUAUUCUAACCAAGAGUUUCCCCUCGUACUGUGAGAAAGAAAAGACGCCCUGUGUGUUGAUGAACAACGUUCAACAGAUGCGUGUGAUGUUGGAGAAGAUGUUCGAGUCUAUGGGAGCCAAACAGUAUACUGUUGAGGAAGAGCGGCUGGAGAAUGAGGAGGAGCCUGAGGACGAUGAGGAGGAGGCCAUCACUGAUGAUGAAGGCAAUGAGUCGGAUGAAUCAGAUGCUAAGUCUGGCAUUUCGGAUUCAGAAGGAUCAGAGCUUGUCAGGCAGAAGUCUGUUGCUAAGAAAGAAAAGGGGGAAAAGAAGGACAAAGAGAAGGAGGAUGAGAACACGACCACAGAGGUGGGUGAUGGAGCUGAGCCCAAAGAUGAGGGAAAAGAGAAAGAGGCAACAGUCAACACAAAAAAGCUCGACUCGGAGGCUGCAGAUAUCCUCAAUGACCUGCAAGGGAAGCUUAAUUCUGUUCUGGAAAACCUGAGUGGCAUGUUUGCCAAGAGUUUCCAGGCCCGUGUGAAUGCAUGCGUGCGGCAGAUGGCGGAGAUCCUGUAUCAGAUUAAAGGACCUCUGAAUCAGAACACACGUAACACAGCGGAGGCUGAUGCAGACAACGCUCUGCGGCCGCUUAUGGAGUUCCUCGACACAAACCUCAGCAUCUUUGCGGACAUCUGUGACAAGACUGUGUUGAAGCGUGUGCUAAAGGACCUCUGGAGGACGGUUCUGAUCUGCAUGGAGAAAACGAUUGUGCUACCUCAGAGCAGCGACAGUAUAGGAGCUCAGCUUCUUACUGCUGCUAAGGAACUGUCCAAACUAAAGGGAGGGGUGGAGCCAAAGAGCUUGUCACCGAGGCAGUGUGUGAUCCUGGAGGCAGCGCUGGAUUCAAUCAAGCUCUUCUUCCAUGCUGGUGGAAACGGUUUAAAGAAAGUGUACUUGGAGAAGAGCCCUGAGCUGUCGUCGCUGCGUUAUGCUCUCUCCCUAUAUACACAGACCACAGAUGCUCUUAUCAAGGCGUUUGUGACAACACAACAUGCUCAGGUUCAAAAUGGUAUGGGCAUCAGGAUCACCCCCAAGGAGAGUGUUCGACCCGACAGAGGCUCUGGGGUUGAGCGGCCGAUUGGGGAAGCAGUGAUUCAGCUGGAUUUGUCGCCUCCAGCUGGAAACACUGAGCAGAAACUCAGCGUCCGAGUGAUCGCAGUAAACGACAUGAAAUGGCAGACCUCAGGGAUGUUUCGUCCAUUUGUGGAUGUUAACCUGGUCGGCCCACAUCUUACAGAGAAGAAACGAAAAUUCACAACCAAAUCGAAAAACAACAGCUGGACUGCGAAGUACAACGAGGCCUUUCAGUUUGUGUUGGGUAAAGGCGUGAGUCUGGACUGCUAUGAGAUUCAGAUUACGGUGAAGGACUAUUGUUUCGGUCGUGCGGAUCGAGUGGUUGGGAUCGCAGUACUGCAGCUGAGAGACGUAGCAGACCGGAAAAGCUGCGUGUGCUGGUGCCCCUUGGGUCCACGCAUCAACACUGAUGAAACCGGGACCACCGCACUACGAAUCCUCUCGCAGCGCUCGACUGAUGAGGUUGCCAAAGAGUUUGUCAAACUAAAGUCUGAGACCAGACCUGCUGAAGAGGGGAGGUGAAGAUGAAACUCAAGACUGACCUCAUCAGUUUGUCAUUAAAGCAGACUGAUUUAAACAGAAGAGACUUCAGACAAGCGUUCACAGACCAAUCACACAAGGACCUACACUGUUUAUAAAAUUGCGUAUGUUUAUUCAAAGCCUUAAGAGACACUUAACUGUCUGACUGGCUUUGCAUCACUCUACAUUAUGGCCAAUAACUCUCAAAAUGAGUGAUAGCAUUGAGAAAAGCGUUCUUACCGUCAUGGAAAAUCUGGAAAUGUCAGGGAAAUUUCACAUGUUGUUUUCCAGGCAUGGAAAGUCAUGGAAAUGUAAAAUUAAAAAUUAAAAAAAAAGUGCUGAGAUAUUUAAUCAGAAAUCUAGAAACUAUGAAGAAGUAAAACAAUUCAUGGAAAUAUUAAAAAAUCUUAAAAAUUUUGUUGGCUAGAAAUUGGUAUUUGGGAGAGCAGUCUGCAUUUUUGUUUUAUGAAAAUGAUCUAAUCUAAUGACUGGAAAAGUUGUGCAAAUUAAAAAAACUAAACAAAUCUGAAGUCAGCACUAAAAUAUUUUGUUGGCUAGAAAUUUAUUUGCGAUUUGCAUAUUUUUUUAACAAACAUUAUAUAGGUAUUCAAAUGACUGGGGAAGUCAUGAAAAUAAUAAUAAAAAAAGUCUAACCUAAAAUGAUUUGUUGGCUAGAUAUUGGUAUUUGUAAGUGCAAUCUCUGAAUUCUUUGCAACAAUGUUUACAAUAUUAGCUAGUUUAUCCAACCGCUUGAACAGUCAUUGAAAUGUAUUGGUUGAAAUGUGUGGGAGCCCUCUGAGAAGAGAAAAGCAGAACACUAUACAUUUUACUGAGCACUUCACCGUUAUUUAAAGCACAUUGUAAUGAAAGGUAUUAAUGACAUUAUAAAAAAAAAAAAGUGAGAAGAUACAAGAGUUUUGCCAAACAUGAGUCUAAGGGCUCAUUCAACAUGUUCUUUGUGGCCUUCUGAAUGGGAGGAGUCUUCUAGCAGGGGGAGUGGUCUAACAAGAUUAAUUUGCAUUGGCUGCCUAUUCUUUGAUUGACAGGCAGGCCCAGAUAUGCACAUUUAGACAUAUUUUUCUCUAUUGGUCUUGUCCUUUACUGUGUUCUUGAAAUCUUAUCUGUGGUACCUUUAAUACAUUCAUCACCUUUGUCUACCUUUAAAGACAUUUCUAAUAGUCUGACUGCUCCAAAGAUCAUGACAAGCCCCCCAAGUCUCAAAACUGAUAAAUAAAGACAAAUAUAGACCAACCAGUAGUGCCAGGAAAUAAGAAGGGAUGUACUGUAUGAAACUUUGUUUACCUUGUGCCAAGUAGUUUGUAUGCUCUCUUUUUUGAGGUGUAAUGGAGUCAUGGUUUGUUUUGUCUGUAAUAUAUGCACAACUGUUAACACAGUCUGUGAAGUAGACUACUACACGUGCAUGUAUUUACUGUAGAUUCCAGCUUUUGGUCAUAUGUUUAUUUAUGUUUUGUCAAUAUGUGGAAAGCUAUUUAUGUAUUUCAAGCUAUGGAAG
Messenger RNA from Carassius auratus (goldfish), 8081 nucleotides. Its product is annotated as protein unc-13 homolog B-like. Lineage: Eukaryota; Metazoa; Chordata; Actinopteri; Cypriniformes; Cyprinidae. Gene Ontology annotation, cellular component: neuromuscular junction; plasma membrane; presynaptic active zone cytoplasmic component. Gene Ontology annotation, molecular function: diacylglycerol binding; calcium ion binding; calmodulin binding. The record is from RefSeq and is a predicted model, not a curated record. The transcript has 47 exons. The coding region runs from base 95 to 6571 and encodes 2158 amino acids. Gene Ontology annotation, biological process: dense core granule priming; synaptic transmission, glutamatergic; presynaptic dense core vesicle exocytosis.